Molecule: messenger RNA, 447 nt
Organism: Aspergillus saccharolyticus JOP 1030-1
Lineage: Eukaryota; Fungi; Ascomycota; Eurotiomycetes; Eurotiales; Aspergillaceae
Exons: 1
Coding region: 1-447 (148 amino acids)
Source: RefSeq, a predicted model, not a curated record
AUGCAGCUCGAUAGAUGCGCAGUUGAAGUUUCCCAGCUUCGUUCAAGUGUUUGCAGGCUCAAGUCGGAGACCGGGCGCUCAUCGCUCUCUACUGCCGCGACCAGUCCAGUCCAGCGUGGCAAUCUGGUUGUGCACAGGCCAAAUGUGUUGGCUGCGUCCACUACCUAUGGGACGUGGGUUCGCGCGCCGCCCCCUCUCGCGAGGGGUAUACCCAUGGCUAUAUGGAAUACUCAAGGAAUAGUGAAUUGGGACGCCGCCGAAUCCGUGGGCCUGGCCCCUCUGAUCCUCCCAGGACUCCCACCUUGGCCAGGACAACAGCUCCUGUCGGGUCGCGAGCGACGCUGGAUAGCGCAACCGGUUUUGCGAUCCAUCUCGUUCACGGGAUGGAAUGCGUGGGCCCAGCUAGAAAUCCAUGCCCAGCUCCGCGAGGAUAUCCUUAUACCUUGA